This is a messenger RNA of Fulmarus glacialis (Northern fulmar), 590 nucleotides long. RefSeq names its product DNA-directed RNA polymerase, mitochondrial-like. Gene Ontology annotation, cellular component: mitochondrial DNA-directed RNA polymerase complex. NCBI's taxonomy places the organism in Eukaryota, Metazoa, Chordata, Aves, Procellariiformes, Procellariidae. The transcript is spliced from 7 exons. The annotation marks the transcript as partial. The record is from RefSeq and is a predicted model, not a curated record. Gene Ontology annotation, biological process: mitochondrial transcription. Gene Ontology annotation, molecular function: mitochondrial promoter sequence-specific DNA binding; DNA-directed RNA polymerase activity.
AACUGGCUGACGGAAAGUGCCAAGCUCAUUGCCCAGUCGGGACAGACGGUGGAGUGGGUCACGCCGCUCGGUCUCCCUAUCGUGCAGCCCUACUAUCGGUCCAGGUCCACUGUGCUGAAUUGCAGCAUGCAGAACUUGAGUGUGAAAAAUUCCAACAGCAGCCAGAAGCCUGAUACAGUGAAGCAGAAGAACGCCUUCCCACCCAACUUCAUCCACUCCCUGGACUCCACGCACAUGAUGCUUACGGCUCUGCACUGCCUCAGGCAGGGUCUGACCUUCGUCUCAGUCCACGAUUGCUACUGGACUCACGCGCUCACCGUGGAUGUCAUGAACCAGAUCUGUCGGCAGCAAUUUGUGGCUCUGCACAGCGAGAAGAUCCUGCAGGAUCUGUCCGAGUUCAUGCUGGAGAAGUACUGCAGCCCCGGCAGAGAGACUAGAGCCCUCUGGCAGAAGAAACUGAUGGAGCAGCUGUCAAACGUCCCCAAGACAGGAGAAUUCAGCCUGAAGAAGGUGAUGGAUUCCACCUAUUUCUUCAGCUGAGCUCUGGGAGCCAGCGGGGCCCCGGACUACCUCUGGACUACCUGCUGUCU